CACACACACUCGCUCUCUCUCUCACACACACACAAACUCACACACACACUCUCUCUCUCACACACACACAACAGCCCUCAGAAUGAGAGGUGACAAUAAGACUGGACUGAGCCAAACCCGAGGGCAUCAGCCUUAGCUUCAACACCACCCCCCUUGUCCCCUGACCCCUGACCCCUGAAAACCCAGGACCCAGACAGGCCAUCACAGACAUCCCUGGACUGGCUAAUAAGAGCAGUAGACAACCCUUCGUCCAGGAGGACCAGGGGACUAACCAGCAUAAUAAGGGAAUAUUAGCUGGAGUAGUAGCAGAGGCUCAGCCAGGGCUGAGAGGUCUGUGGAGGUCUAUAGGAGUCGAGCGGCAGCAGCUAGUGGCCUAGACACCAUACUGGGUGAGAGAGACAGAACAGCAGAAGGGGAGAGGGGUGCAGCGGCGGGGUGCCCGCCCACAGGUACCAUGAUGGAGAAACUGAACCCCCCUUCUGCCUCCCCCCCCUCUGACCCCCUAUCGGAGUCUGAACGACUGAGCCCUCAGCAGGCCCCCUCACCGGCUUCACUGGACGCUAGCAGCCCACUGCCGAUGAAUAAACCAGGGAGUCCGGGAGACAGGUUUGUCCCACCUGGCCCCCCUGCCUCCCCUCCUCCACCUCCAGAGCCCCCUACCAAGUUGCUCGACCACCCUGCCGCCACCAACAUCGAACCUGAGCCACCUGUCGCCAUGGAAACAAACAACGCCAAGGGAGGAGGUCUCAUUCAUUCCUCUCCGACAGCCCCCUCCUCCUCUCCGCCUCCCCUUCUCCCUGCCCCAGUGUCUACAUCCACUACCCCUGCCGUCCUCCCCCCAUCCUCCUCCUCCUCUUCUUCCUCCUUUUCCUCCAUUGCCCCCCUCCCUCCCCACAUCCCUGUUAUUAGUCUGGGACACAGUAAACCCCCCCAUCCCCUCUCCCUCCCCAGUAACACCCCUCUUACCACCCUGCACCCCAUCCCCACCCACCCCUACCACCAUGACCCCCACCACCACGGGGGCAUUCGCCUCACCCAGCUCACCUCCCUGUCAGGGACCAGACCAGGGGCCCUAGCGACCCCCUCCCAGGGCCCCCUGCUGCCCCACCAGUACCUGCCAUCACACCAUUUCUUCAACAGUUCUCAUCUUGGUCCCUCUGGUAACUAUGGAAUCUUUACCAGUAGAAGCAUCAAGAGACGGCCCUCCUCACACUAUGAGUUAGAUCUCAAUGAUGUGGGCCCUCCUCAGAAGCUGGCGAGGCGUGUGUUCACCAACAGCCGGGAGCGCUGGCGCCAGCAGAACGUCAACGGGGCCUUCUCAGACCUCCGCAGGCUCAUCCCCACCCACCCUCCGGACAAGAAGCUCUCCAAGAAUGAGAUCCUCCGCCUUGCCAUGAAGUACAUCGACUUCCUUGUCACCCUGCUCAACGACCAGUCCCAAGACAAAGCCAGGGGCUCGCCUGAUGAGGAGACCCAGGAUGAGAGGGCCGAAGCUGGGUUGAAUAACAAGGAUAUGCACCCACUUUUCCAGGGUGACACUCCCUCUUCAACUAUAGCCCACCACGACAGAGGAAACUCCACAGACUCAUCGGUCAUCGUCUUGGCAACUUCCCCGACCUCCAGUUGCUAUAGCAACACAGACAGCGAGGAGAGCCUGGGGGGCGGGACUAAGAGCUCAAUGGUGGUGCCGCGGGGCAUUCCGGAAAAGGUCAAAGCUCAGAUUCGGACUGUGGUGACACUCGUCAGAGACCAGCGGUGACAUGACACGUGACGUCACAAAGUGGACAAAAUGGAAUAUUUGGUGGUAAAUCGUAACCGGCAAACUGACAUAAAGGACAAAAAUGUGCAGUAUACUUACUACUCUACCAGACAAGCGAUCUUUGACACUUUUGGAAUUGAUAUAGUUCUUUCAAUGACAUGGUGUAUCUGCAAGGUCAGUUCUGAGUUCUUGCAGUAGUUUGUGGUCGUUUUUGACCGCCCCUCUGUUUGGAAUUUGUGUCCUGCAGUGUGGGACUGAGGCUUUCUGGGUAACGUAAGCUGUUUCAUCAGAACUGAGGCUUCUAUAGGGCUACCUGGGAAAUGUAGGCUUGACUGUUUGUACAUGCAGUCAGCACAGUGUCAGUUGCCCUAAAACAUCUGAAGGAGCCAUGUUGACCUCAUGGCUUUGCUUCCUACAGUUUGAGACAUCAAAAACAUAAACGACGGUAACCUUCAGCCAGUAGCUUAUGUGGCAGUUUUUGAAGUUUCCUAUUUCCUUUCUUUAGUCUGAUGGGAGGGGAACAUGGUCCCACCCUCCCUCCCUUAGAGGAGAAAUUGUGACACACUUGUCACAAAUGACACCCUAUUUCCCAUUUAGUGCACUACUGGUCAAAAGUAGUGCACUAUGUAGGGAAUAGGGUGCCAUUUGGGACACACACUGCUAGCUGACUGAAAUAAAGAGUGUUUUAGUUCUCUCUUCCUUAUUCAACAUCCUCUUAUUGCACUCCAGAAAACAUGCAGCUCUUUUAUCAGCACAAUUUCUCAACCCAUCGAAUUGUUUUGCUGCUGUGUCCAGUUUGAGAAACAGACAGUGUAGUUGCUGCCAAGAGUAUUGUUGUGUGAAGGGGUGAAGAUGUGUUUUGGUGUAAAGACAAUCAACGUAGCUUAUUUUAUGGCUGGUUCGUGAUUCUAUAAAAAGUGUGUUGUGAAAAAGUGCACAUAAGAGCA
Coregonus clupeaformis (lake whitefish) is the source of this 2706-nucleotide messenger RNA. RefSeq names its product LYL1 basic helix-loop-helix family member (gene lyl1). Bases 455 to 1759 code for a protein of 434 amino acids. The transcript has 3 exons. Gene Ontology annotation, biological process: regulation of transcription by RNA polymerase II. The record is from RefSeq and is a predicted model, not a curated record. NCBI's taxonomy places the organism in Eukaryota, Metazoa, Chordata, Actinopteri, Salmoniformes, Salmonidae. Gene Ontology annotation, molecular function: protein dimerization activity; RNA polymerase II cis-regulatory region sequence-specific DNA binding; DNA-binding transcription factor activity, RNA polymerase II-specific.